AUGACACUGAUCACGGGCCGCCGGCUUUCACCGAACCUGAUCCUUUGCGCCCUGACCCUAUGCGCCGUUCUCGGUCUGUGGUCGGGAUUAGCUGGCGCCGCCUGGGGACAGGACAUUUUGGGCCAGGACUCCCGGCGCAACGAAUCGGUUACGGGCCCGUACACCGUGGUGGUCGACGCGCAGUCGUUGCCCUCGCUGCAGUCGGUGCAGUUCUUCAUCACAAUUACCGAAACGGCGCCGGGGACUCGGGCGGAGGAUCUGACGGUCAGCGUGCUGACGACAUGGAGCGGAAGCGACGACACCGGGGAGAACAUCGCGCUGAGUCCGAACGUGCCGGGCCUGUAUACCGCCACGCUCCGGUUUGACCCCGGGAGGUGGGAAACCACCAUCCUCAUAGAACCGCCGUCCGGAGGCUCUUACGGAGCCGACGCGUUCGUGUUCGAUGUCCCGAAGCCGACCAGCGACUCGACGGCGGGUUUCGUGUUCAUCGGGGUGGCGGUGGUGCUGAUCGUCGGCGCCGGAUACCUGACUUGGAGAAUUCGGCAGAACCAGAAGGCUCGAGUCGGCGCGCGCGGGGACGCGUCGCAAUGA
Molecule: messenger RNA, 591 nt
Organism: Geodia barretti
Lineage: Eukaryota; Metazoa; Porifera; Demospongiae; Tetractinellida; Geodiidae
Source: the annotation of a GenBank genome assembly